AUGCCGACAGUAUCGAUAUCUGAUCUAACCUCCGGCAAGAAGGUCAUCAUCCUCGCCUUCCCUGACGCGUUCACCCCCACCUGCUUGCAGAAGCAUCUCCCGGGGUUCGUGGAGAAAGCUGUCGAGUUCAAGGCCAAGGGAAUCGACGCCAUCGUGUGUGUUUCCGUGAACAACGCCUUCGUGAUGAAGGCGUGGAAGGCGGAUCUGAAGAUCGGGGACGAGGUGCUUCUGCUGACCGACGGCAAUGGACGAUUCACUCGGGCGAUUGGGUGCCAGCUCGAUUUGAGCGACAAGACGGCGGGCUUGGGGGUUCGAUCGAAGAGGUACGCCAUGUAUGUUGAGGAUGUAGCCUUGAAGGUUCUCAAUGCCAUCUGA
Molecule: messenger RNA, 375 nt
Organism: Striga asiatica
Lineage: Eukaryota; Viridiplantae; Streptophyta; Magnoliopsida; Lamiales; Orobanchaceae
Source: the annotation of a GenBank genome assembly